UUUUGGAAAAUAAAAAUAAUCAAAACGUCAUGGUUCAUGUCGGCCAAGUGUGACCGUGAGCAAGGAAGCAGCCCAUAUGGCUGCUGAAUUGGGGAGGAGGGGCUAGCUGGCUAAACUGCUAGCUAACGUCACGCGCGAACAUCUUGAAGAAGAAGAAGAAGAAGCAGCAGCAGCAGAAGAAGAAGCUGCCGCGCGCCUCUGCUCACGUUCUCCUUCCUGGGACCCACACGCUGCACUUCUGGCAGCGGCUUUACUCUCUGCUCGUCGGACGUAGCAGUCGGCAGCCCGUCAGCAUGGUCGCGAAGGAGGCGGACACGGCGUCCCAAGGCGACGGCAUGCGCCUGAAGCAGGAGAUCUCCCUGUUGCACGGCGUCUGCCUCAUCGUGGGCAACAUGAUCGGCUCCGGGAUCUUUGUGUCACCCAAGGGCGUGCUAUUUCACACCGGCUCCUUCGGCUUGUCGCUGGUCAUCUGGGCAGUGGGAGGGGUCUUCUCCGUGUUCGGCGCCUUGUGUUACGCCGAGCUGGGCACCACCAUCCGUAAAUCCGGAGCGUCCUACGCGUACAUCCUGGAGGCGUUCGGCAGCUUCUUGGCGUUCAUUCGGCUGUGGACGUCGCUGUUGAUCGUGGAUCCGGCCUGCGAGGCGGUGAUCGCCUUGACCUUCUCCACCUACCUGGUCCAGCCCUUCUUCACCACCUGCCCGGCCCCCUAUUACGCCGUCCGCCUCAUCGCCGCCGCCAUCAUAUGCCUGCUGACGUGCGUGAACUGUUUGAAGGUGAAGUGGGGAGCCAUUCUCCAGGUCAUCUCCACCGUGGCCAAAGUGCUGGCGCUCAUCAUCAUCAUCAUCACCGGCCUCGUCAAGAUGGGGCAAGGUUUCAAUCAGAACUUCGAGGACUCGUUCCGAGGCUCCAAGUUCAACCCCGGCGACAUGGCUCUGGCACUCUACUCCGCUCUCUACUCCUACUCCGGCUGGGACACGCUCAACUUUAUCACGGAAGAGAUUAAGAACCCAGAGAGGAAUCUCCCCCUGAGCAUCGCCAUUUCCAUGCCCAUCGUCACCAUCAUCUACAUCCUGACCAACGUGGCCUAUUACGUAGUUUUGGACGCCGACCAGGUGCUCACUAGCGAAGCUGUCGCAGUGACGUUUGCAGACGACGUUCUGGGCUGGGCGCGCUGGCUGAUUCCGCUGUCUGUGGCCAUUUCCUGCUACGGCGGCCUCAACUCCUCCAUCAUCGCCGUCUCCAGGUUGUUUUUCGUGGGUUCCCGAGAAGGCCACCUCCCCAACGUCUUGUCAAUGAUCCACGUCAAGCGCUACACUCCUAUUCCUGCGCUGCUUUUUAACGGCGCCAUGUCUCUGGUGUAUCUGUCCGUGCCCGACGUGUUCCGCCUGAUCAACUACUUCAGCUUCAACUACUGGCUCUUCAUUGGCCUGUCCAUUGUCAGCCUCAUCUACCUUCGCUUCAAGGCCCCCAACUUGCACCGACCCAUCAAGCUCUCCUUGUUCUUCCCCAUCGUGUACAGCCUGUGCAGCCUCUUCCUGGUGGUGGUGCCCCUCUACAGCGACACCAACAACUCGCUAGUGGGCAUCGGCGUGGCGCUGUCCGGCGUGCCCGUUUACUUCCUGUGCCACCACCUGCCGCGCAGCUCCAGGCCCGCUUUCCUCAACAGAAUCAUCUACACGCUGUCGACUUACACCCAGAAAUUGUGCUAUUGCUGCGUGGCGUCAGCCGACAUCGACCUGGACAACAUCGACCUCGACAAGAUUGAUUGAAAGACUGAAGGGACGACAAGCCACUGCUCAAGACGAUCCCUUUUUUUGUUUAUUUUUUGAGGAGGGGGGGAAAAAAAAGAAAGCGGUACGAGCACACUCUACACUUGACCGCACGUUGGCUCUCACGCCUACACACCGCUACCCAGCCACCAUUUUAGGACAAAUAGCUGAAAAACAUCAAGUUGCACAUUUUACAUGUUCUCGUUCAAGAAUAUUUUGUGGAUGUUUUUUCACAGGAGGGCUAGCUGGGAUUGGCUGUAGUCUGUACCACUGGGAUCAAGUUUGGUUUCUGGUGCCACCCAGUGGGAGCUGAAAGCCUUACAUUAGGUUUCUUUUUUUUGAUUGUAUUGACUUGAUCACAUGCUUGAAUUGAGUUUUAAUUGAAGGCUUAUAUGUACCGUUAGAAUGGUUUGUGAUGGAAUUAACGCUGCUGGGUACUUUCUUCACGAGGGUCCAAAUAGGUGCAAAACUACGGAGGAGUCACGCUGAGAAGAACAAUGUCAAGAAUCAAAUUACGAGUGGAAAACAAUUUGUCGGCAAGUUCCAGCAAUAAGGCAGCAAUUUGUCAAGUCAAAUAAUGUAAUGUCUUGCCAUUGUCACACCAGUUUUGUUCUAGCAGAAAUACGACUGUCUCUUUCAUUUUCCAAAUUUUCCAUCUUUAUAUUUCUCAAAGAAUCUGAUAUCAUAAUUAGCCUUUUCUGGCAAAAAUACAAAUGGAUUCUAAAACCCCGCCCCUUUUUUUCUUUUAUGACUUUUUUUCUUCUGGUACGAUUACUUAUAUCAAAAAGUCAAACUUUUUUUUCAGCUGAAUAUUGCGACUUUUUUUCUCGCAACAAUGCAACUUUGCUCUUUAAAAAUGACUUCAUUCUUGUACGAUUGUUUUCUUGCAAAAGUCUAUUCUCGAAAAAAGAAAAUCCCUCAUAAUACUACGACUUUCUCUCGUAACAUUGCAACUUUGAUCUUAAAAAAAACAUCUUUUGUACGAUGACUGCAAAAAUACAGCUUUAUUCUCGUAAUAUGAAAAUUUCUUGCAACAAAUCUCUCUGAAAAAUUACUAAUUAAUUCUCAUACAAAUAUUCUUUAUACGACUUUAUUUUUGUAAUAUUACAACUUUUUGCCUCAUAUUUUUUGAGAAAAAAAGUUUUUUUGUCACAACCAAAAUGGACUCAACAAUGCGACUUGUCUUGUGCGAUUUACAUUUUUCUCCCCCCCAAAAAAGUAUCUUUAAAAAAAAAAAAACUUCUCGUUCUGAAUCUUUAGCUUACAAUCAGCGACUUUUAACCAGUUUUGUUCAUUCAAAAAAAAUCCCUUGUUUCCCUCAUAAUGUGACAACUGACAUUUUUCUUGUAGUCUUAGUUUUUUUUCUCACUGUUUUCAGCAUGACCGUCGUCCUCAUCCGUACCAAACCUCAGGAUCAGACUUGCUGGCGUUUCUAUUUGCUGUCAUUUCAUGGUGCCUUGGGAGUCUUCCUCCUGCUUGGAAGUUUUUUUUUUGGGGGGUUAUUCGUUCACAUUGCACAUGCCCAGUGUGCCAUCAGGGGAACUUUAACACAACACAUUGGAUUUUAGCGUAGUUUCGGCGCCCUCAUUAAUUAUUUGGUGUGCCUUCUGCGCAAGUUUUCUGCCAACGUUUGUGCUCAUCGUAAUGUUUGUCAUAGCACAUUUUCGUAUCGUAAAUGUUAUAAUUAGGCCCGGCAAAAUUCCAGGAAAUGUCGCUUAUUUCGAAGUUCGCAACUUUCCAUGGGAAUUCACGGAAAUUUAUGGGAGUAAAUUAGGUAUUUACCAAAUUGAAGGUUGGCUCUUAAUAGGGAACCUGGAUAUAGUUGGGGAAAUAUGUUUGAGCAUAAUGACAAAACAAAUUCCCAGUUAAUUCCCCUGGAAAUUUUCCGAAUUGCAGUACAAUAAUCCCAUGAAAAUGUACCGGUAAUUUACUGGAAAUUUUCCACCGCUUUCCAAGCCUCGUUAGCAUUUGCUGUCCAGGUAUUUGUCGUUAAACGUCGUUCAAGUGCCACUUGGCAGUGGAAACACACAAAAUAUAAUGUAGCUGUUAGCGUUAAUAUCUAUCUUCUUUACGUAACAUUUAUAUAGAAAUCUAUACAGUAUAUAAAUUGAAAUUCCAAUCAAAGUAAGUUUUGCUGUUACGGUGUAAUGUUCUAUUUUUGUGUCAAAGCCAAACGAGUUUGUAUAGUCGGGGUUGUGUGUGUGUGUGCCAAACGUUGUCAUUUAUUUAUUAAGAACAAACCGUUUGCCUGUUUGUUUUGUUUUUAAUAUAUAAAUAUGAAUAAAGUGGACUUUUUUUCA
This is a messenger RNA of Phycodurus eques (leafy seadragon), 4069 nucleotides long. Its product is annotated as Y+L amino acid transporter 2-like. Gene Ontology annotation, biological process: amino acid transmembrane transport. Gene Ontology annotation, molecular function: L-amino acid transmembrane transporter activity; basic amino acid transmembrane transporter activity. Lineage: Eukaryota; Metazoa; Chordata; Actinopteri; Syngnathiformes; Syngnathidae. The record is from RefSeq and is a predicted model, not a curated record. Gene Ontology annotation, cellular component: membrane.